AGCCCAGCAAUCGAUAAUUCAUUAUCGAUCUCAAUCACCGGUUCCUCUUCUCACUCUACUGAGGAUGCAGACACUCGGACAGUGAAGUCCUUCUCCAUCCUAACGUCCUCAGAGCAAUGAAAGUGUCAAUUCACGUCUUGCUGACUUCCCUGCUGAUAGUGACAUCAUCCGCAAGGAUACGUAUCCUGGAUCUUCUCAGGGAUUAUGGACUAGGAACUUCCUACAGAAUCAAAACCGUUCCACUACCGCAACUCGAUGAAUACGACUUCAUCGUCGUGGGUUCGGGUCCCGGUGGUGCUCCAGUGGCAAAUCGCCUGUCAGAAAAUAAAACCUGGAAGGUCCUACUUCUGGAAGCUGGUAAACCUGAAGGACUCUUCCAUCAAGUACCCUUGCUGUCAGUUUCCUUUGUCAAUACGGAAUAUGAUUGGCAGUACAGAGGUCAACCGCAGAAGAACGCAUGUCUAGGUAUCAUCGACCAGAAGUGUCCUUUUACCAAAGGAAAGGCAUUGGGUGGCUCGAGCUCCAUCAACAGCAUGAUUUACGCUAGAGGACAUCAACUAGAUUACGACUCGUGGGCCAAACGGGGAAAUUACGGAUGGUCAUUUCAGGAAGUUCUUCCGUAUUUCAGGAAAAGUGAACGGGCGACUCUUCGACAGCCAGCGGAUGCCCUCCACCGCGGUAGGACUGGAUACUUGCGGGUACAAAAUGUACCCUGGCACACGCCUCUGACAACAGCUUUUCUAAAAUCCGGAAAGCAACUGGGAUACAAUAUCAUUGACUACAAUGGACGACAAAGGGUUGGAUUCUCCUAUACUCAAGCGACGAUGUCAGACGGUGCGAGAUGCAGCGCUUCCCAGGCGUAUCUCCAGGUCAAUCGAUCGAACUUGGAUAUUGUAUCGGAGGCGAGAGUAUCAAAGGUGUUGAUUGACGACACUAAUCGAGUCUAUGGUGUGGAGUUCAUCAGGAAUAAUAAGUCCUACCGGGUUCGAGCUUCCAAAGAGGUGAUUCUGUCAGCUGGAUCCAUCGAUACAGCCAAACUUCUGAUGCUGUCUGGCAUCGGGCCCAAGGAUCAUCUCCAGAGUUUGGGAAUCAAAGUAGUCAAGGACGCUAAAGUUGGGUACAAUCUCCAGGAUCAUGCAGCUUUCGCCGGAUUGACGUUCUCAGUUAAUCAAAGUGUGAGUUUGAUUGCAAAAAAUAUACAGACACCACGAGCUGUCCUCCAAUAUGCCAUCAAAGGUAGUGGGCCAUAUUCGACAGCUGCUGGUAUAGAGGCUCUUGCAUUUAUUCGUACAAAAUAUGCAACUGACGCCCGACCAGAUCUUGAACUGGCUUUUGGUGCUGGUGCAUUCAAUAUGGAUGAUGGAACCUUCCGGAGGUCACGUCGUGUGAGUCAAAGAAUGUAUGAUGCCAUCUGGAAGCCCCUGGAGAAUCAAGAUGUCUGGGCGAUCUGGCCAGCUGUUCAACUGCCUCGCAGUAAAGGACGAGUUAAAUUGAACUCAACGAACAUUGAAGACGAUCCUAUAAUUGAUGCCAACCUGUUGGAUGAUCCAAGUGAUGUGGAAAUUUUACUCGAAGGCAUCAAGCUCUCAAUAGAGAUUUCUAAAUCCAAAGCCUUCCAACGAUACCACAGCCAGCUACAUGAGGAAAAAAUACCAGGAUGUGAGUCAUUCACAUUCGCCUCAGACGAUUACUGGAGAUGUGGCAUCCGACAUUUGACAGUUACCUUCAAUCAUGAGAUUGGAACUGCUAAAAUGGGAUCAGCUGGAGAUUCUGAUGCUGUUGUCGAUCCUGAAUUGCGAGUCUAUGGAGUCAGUGGUCUGAGAGUCAUUGAUGCUUCCAUAAUUCCAGAGAUACCGAUAGGGCAUUUGGCAGCAACUGUUUACAUGAUCGCGGAGAAGGGGGCUGACAUGAUUAGGCGCUCCUGGAGGGGCUGAGGAUGUCCUCCCGAAGGUGAACGUAUGAAAGAUGAUCCAAAAUGUGUGAACAUCCAAUUAUGAGGUCAUGCAGCUACGUAUAUGUCUGCUAUUGAUGUACUUUGUGGAAAUUGGUGUGACAAUAAUUGAAAACGAAGACAAUAGCAAUUAUUAUCCUUGAUUGUUCCUUGGACAGGAGUCAGAUUCGUUGUCGAUUCGUUAGGACUGUAGUGAAUCGAAUGAGCGAAUCAAUUUCGCAGGUGGAAUCUGUUUAUGUUCAGCGUAUCGCAGACAUUUCAUAAAUAAAGAACAGUAUUAAAAAAGCA
Messenger RNA from Diachasmimorpha longicaudata, 2239 nucleotides. RefSeq names its product glucose dehydrogenase [FAD, quinone]-like. The record is from RefSeq and is a predicted model, not a curated record. The transcript is spliced from 2 exons. NCBI's taxonomy places the organism in Eukaryota, Metazoa, Arthropoda, Insecta, Hymenoptera, Braconidae. Bases 117 to 1934 code for a protein of 605 amino acids. Gene Ontology annotation, molecular function: oxidoreductase activity, acting on CH-OH group of donors; flavin adenine dinucleotide binding.